This is a messenger RNA of Trichomycterus rosablanca, 1653 nucleotides long. RefSeq lists its product as uncharacterized. Bases 102 to 1331 code for a protein of 409 amino acids. The record is from RefSeq and is a predicted model, not a curated record. The transcript has 13 exons. NCBI's taxonomy places the organism in Eukaryota, Metazoa, Chordata, Actinopteri, Siluriformes, Trichomycteridae.
UGUGCUUUACCCGAGAGUAAGGAUUUAAAAUACGAACGAGCUGUACACAGGUUUUGUCUUAUUGUUGAGGAAUUGUCGUUUUGUUGUGUAGUAAGCUGAGAAUGGAGGCACAAAAACAAACUUUCCAGAAAAAGAAGAACACCGGCAAGAAAAAGCAGCAAGCUCACAGUGCGGACAUAGUGUUCACCAGAAAUGGAACCAUUCAGACCAUACCCUCCCUGACCAAGCGGCUGAAAAUGGUCACAGACCCAGUUAUUGGCCUGAAGUUUGUUUGGGAGUAUCGCAGCCCCACAAAGUCAGUACCCCCUCAUUAUCAAUGUAAACUGUGUAAGGUGGCAAAGCUACAGAACGAGAUGGCUGCUCAUAUCACUGGAUGGAAGCACAACUUUAGAUACAUGAAGCAUUCUCAUGCUGACAAAGUGCCUCAUGAAGAGGAGGAGGCAACUAAAGAUCCAGCCAUCAGGAGUGCAAUCAGAUCGUCAGCUGCUGAGGUGGAGAAAACUGAAGGCAGAGGCCAAAUCAGGAUUGUCAUUAAGGAACCUGGUGAAGUCAUCGCCUUUCAGAAUAUGAAGUCUGCACGGCCCAGUGUGUCUGGACUAGGCCCAGGAGCUCUGCUUCCUAGAGGUCGUCUCGCAGGUGGAUUAUUUGGUGGUGGUUUUCCAGAACCCCUGUUUCCGGAGUUUCCAUUACGAGGUGGCAUGAUGUCUGAUGGACUGUCCGGCUCUGCUCGCUUUAGUGGCCCAGACAACAUGCCACUUUUUCCCAACAGCAGAUCCAUGAGCAUGGGCUCAGAUGGAUUUGGGAUAGGUCCACGAAACGAGGGCAUGGGUGGACUAUACCCUGAUGAUCUUCCACUGAACAGCAGCAGCAGUAGAAUUAUGGGGCGGAAAGACUCGGAAUCCAAAAGCACGCUUUCUACGCUUCUCACAUACCUGGAUACAUUUCGCAUUGAGUGUGAGGACGACGCCCAGAUCGUGCUGAAGAUCACACAGAAACUCACAGACGUCUUGAUGGAAUACCGCCUCAGGAGUAUCUCUUCUGGAAAUGUUAAGAGUACUACCCCAUCAAGCUCCCUAAGCAAUAUGAACUACUCUUCCUGUCUUCCCUUGAACUCCAUUGACAGUUUCUCCAAUGACCGAUUUUCCAGUGACCGUUUCUCCAAUGACCGACUUUCCAGUGACCGUUUCUCCAACGACCAACUCUCCAGCAACCGUUUCUCCAGCGACCGACUCUCCAGCAACCGUUUCUCCAGCGACCGACUCUCCAGCAACCGUUUCUCCAACGACCGACUCUCCAGCAACAUGCCAGGUCCCUCAAGAUUCUACAAUUAAGAUGAUCAUGUGAUGACAGCAGUUUAUGUUUUACAUAUAAUCCCAUCCAGUGUCUUUGUUUUUCUGGCAAAUGUUUUACUGUACUUUUCAGUACAAUGUUUGUGAAUUUAAUCUUUUAUGUUAUAACUAAAUAAUGUAGAAUAGAUUGGCUUGUGUUCAUAAUGUUGUCAGUGCUACAGAACAUGCAGACGUACUGUUCAUUUAGUAUAUGCAGGAUUGUUCUGACUUAAGUAAAAUGUUCAGUAAUCUUGAAGCUUGUAGUGUGCCUUUAAAGGCAAUUUAAAGACUUUUGUAAAGUGAUUUUAAUAAAAAGGUGAAUUUG